UUUUUUUUUUUUAAAUUUGGCAUGCUAUACGAGAGAUUAGUGCGCGUGGAAGACACGUGAGAUUCACUAACAAGCAGAAAUACACCACUUCUGGCUUAAAAAAACCCCUUAGAUCGUUUUUAGGAAUCUUCUCGAAGUUCCAAACAACAUGGGACAGCAUGGCUCCAAAUCUUCCAUUGAAGCCCGUGCGAUUUUUCAGAGCGAUGGCGCAGCAGACAUGUGCCAGAAAGCGGACACAUGCUCUACCCCAGGCUCAGUUGUCCGCUUUCAGGAGAGGGUGACCAAUCAGUCGGCCUGUCUUCACUCUUCCCCCCGGACAAGGCAGAAAUCAGAACUCGACUCUUGGCCCCUGCGUAGCCGUGACACCGGAGGACUGGUGUACGUGAUGGAUAACCCAACCGGCGGGGUGUGGGUGAAGCCGGAGGAGAAAUGGUCCAGAUCUUGAUACAAAAAACUAAAAUACAAAUGAUUUAGUCAGUGGAAUCAGUUGAGCAUCUUACAGAGUAGCAGAUGUUGUUGAUUUAUCUUCCUGCUGUGAGGUGAGCCUCCACUGUGCCCGCCCGCAAUGCAGUGAGGUGGAUUCAAUCGACCUUCUCCUUACCGAGGAUUUGGCUGGACGGAUCAUUGAGAUGAACGGAUGUUUCUUUAUUCUGUUUACAUGUUCAGUGUUAGACUGAGAGGGGGAUGGUGAGGGGAGGUGAUUAGCCACCGAGUCUAUGUCUUUGGGUGCUCUAUUAUUCUGAAUGAUGUGAAGCAGAGUAAACAAAGGGAAGGGGCCUGGCUGUAAUGCUUUGGUCGAUGGUGUCAUGGUGAAACCUGCACCCUACCAAUGGCUGACCAACCAUUAUUGAUUUUGUCCACUUUCCUUUUUUAAAAAUUAUUUGACUUUUAUUUCUGUUUAUAAUUACGCGUGUAUGUGCUAUACAACAUACACGAGUAUUAAAAUACAAUAUUUUAAAAUAACGAUGGCAUUUUGGAUGUGAUGGAGUGACCUUGAUUUAGGACGGAAUGUCCACAAGGGGUAAAAGCAAGUUGUGCGUGACGUGACCUCAAGUUUAUGAUGUUUGGCUGCUUCUGGUUUUCUAGAAGCACUGGAAUCUGAGUUGAUUUUUUUAAUGUGCAUGUCAGCGUUGAAACAUCCAUCUCAUAUUUAACAUGGCUGACAAGCCCGUGUAGAAAUUUGUUCGAAUACAAGAACUGUGUGUAUGCAAACAGGAAGAGCUUCGACGUUUUAUUUAUUUAUUUAUUAAUUUACGUAUCACUUAUUUAAUUCCGUGAUUGGACAUGUCAUUCAAAUUUCGAAAUGUUGUAACAGUUUGAGGCAUCCCAGUCACUAAGGCACCUUCCACUACGGUCCUUUUUAACUUUAACUGGUUUGGUGCAAUUGGCUAUUAUUUAGUUUUUAAUAUUUAAGUGUUUGAGUACCCGGUUUUGUUCUCAGUGCGCUUUUGACACUUUUACGAAUGCACAUUAGUCAGCCUGAUAUCUUCGGAUAACAAACAUAAAGUGAUGGAAUACAUGACCAAUAAAAGUGUAACUGGGGAACGGGAAACUUUGCCCUCUGGUGUGACGCCUUAUCGGAACACAGUGCCUUAGCAGGGAACUAAUGGCUUAUCCAUUAAACCUCGGUAAACGCACUAAGCAAACACCGCGUCAGACGGGCACAGUGCGGAGGAUGUGACUGUCCCGCGUCAGUUAACGGCCUUUGUAUCUGCACUUCACCAUGGGAUUAUGGGUUUCCAAACCUCAAGUGCAAGUUCUUCUUCUGGGUCUGGACAACGCUGGAAAAUCGACUCUCCUCUACAAACUGAAGCACAACACUAGUGUCAGCACCGUCCCUACCAUCGGCUUCAACGUGGAAAUGCUCGAGGCCAGAAAGAACAGGAGAAAAAUAGCUAUAACCAUCUGGGAUGUCGGCGGUCAAGGGAACAUGCGCGACCACUGGCCGAAUUUCUACCAGAACGCUGGAGCUAUCGUGUUCGUUGUGGACAGUGCCGACCAGGAGCGCCUGAACGAGGCGCAAAGGGAGCUGGAAAGAACUCUGAGAAAUGAUGAGCUCCGGGGCCGUCCGCUGAUUCUUCUCGCCAACAAACAGGACGUCGGCGGCGCGCUGAAUGUCACUGAAAUGAAGGACAGAUUCAAUAUGAGAAAGAUCUGCCAGGAGCGGGAUUGUUUCGUUCAGCCAUGCUCUGCGUCGACGGGAUUUGGAGUUGAGGAGGCCUUUAAACGAGUGGUCCAAGUGGUCAAACUUCCGUCAGAGCCCGGUGCAGUGAAAGACAAUAUCAAGGAUACAGUGCACUACCUCAGAACAAACACCAAACAUUAACAUUUAUUUAUAAGCAAUGUGUUAUUUGACAAUAUGACGAAUGAGCUCUGACACUACCUUCUGCUUUAAUUCCUUUAUAUCAACAAUAAAUCGUAUUUAAAGAAAUGCCAUGUUUUGGUUACAUUUCUAUGAUUCUUACGCCCACGGAGACAUGCACUAAUCAUAUAAACAGGUAAGCUGUUUAUUAGGUGUGCGUUUAGAAACUGCAUAUCCGUAUCUCCUUUUAAUUAUUAAACGCAAUUCUGUUAUCUCACAGUCGUGUAUCUCACUGACAGCAUCGUCAACCCAGGGGAAAAGCGCAACAAAGACAAGUGCAAAUAGGUUUGGAUGAUUUAGUUGCGUUGCGCUGACUCUCGGCUGUAAACAGUCUCCUUUGGCUAGUGUUUCACUUCACUUAUGUAAGAAAUGAUAGAUGCUGAUAAUCCACUGAUUAGCUUUUCGCUUUCUAAAUGGCUAGUCUGCAAAAACAAUCUAAAUGUGGUAAAUGCUGACUGUAUUCAUAGGCUGUAUUAGAGUCUGGCUGAUUAAAGAGCAGAUACUUGUUUUUUGUUUUCUUUAUCUUUGUUAUAUCAUAUCACAUCGAAUCUAUGAAGCAUUAGAUGCGAUAUGAUAAUAAAUCGAGCCUCAGUGCUGAGAGUAUUUAGCAGAAAAUUAAGCUAAACCUGAACACUCACUUGGACACACUUUUUUUGGAAGAAAUGGAGGAAUUGGAUGAAAACAUUUUCCAGAGGCAUACAGUUCAUGUUGUAUGGAAAUUCACCUGGCGAUAUUUUGUGCGUUCUUCUCCAAAAAUGCGCACUAUAGUGACAAAUAUCUCGAAUAUCGAAUACUUGAAUCUAUAGUGCUACGUGUUCGCGCCUUGUAGCUUGUCCGUCACAGGAUUCCGGUCGUCGAUCUCUUUCCGUCCCGAACCGUCUCCUCAUAUGUCGGCAGAUGUUUGCAUUCAUCGUAUGUUGGCAAAUGCGCAGCGGCAGCUGGAUCCGCCGAGCUGUCCGGUGUACAGCUCUCCAUAAGCAUUUCUUGCGAUGUGGUGGCCGCUGGCUGUCCAUUUUGAGGUGGGAUGUCCUGCCUUGAUCUUGAACACAGCACCCUCUGGACAAAGUAUCCCAACGCGAAGAGAAGCAGCAGAAUAAGUAUUCCAGAAAGUUUUCGGGUGACCAUGGCGAUGCUGUAGUACGUAUAGUUCACCAACUCCGGGCAACAGGUGACAACAGAGGUGUUGUUUCCCUGCGUGCAGCAUAUCUGAUCAUUUCUGCAAAGGACGUCUCCGCAUCUCCGGCUGCAAUCAACAACCGUGUGAACAAAAAGGCAAGUAGUGAACAACGCCAGCAGUUGGUUUCUGAGGGAAAACAUCGCCGAUGUGUUCAACGGGAUAAAACAACCCAGUGAGAGACAACAGCUAAAGCCCUGAAACAGGAUGCAGGCGAGACGACGCAAAUGCCCGGACUGAAACACUGACGCAGAGCAUUAUCCACUCACCGCAUCCCCAGAGCAUGGAUAAAACGACGGACCAGGGUGGGUAAUCAACAAUCUUAAGUCUACGUAUUAACAGUACCAAUCGGCAGACGAUAAACUGUAAGCAUUCCCCGACUGAAAACGAUCAGGCAGAGAUCUGGACUGCAUCUGUAACCCCUGCAACGCAUGAAUAUG
This is a messenger RNA of Maylandia zebra (zebra mbuna), 3976 nucleotides long. It is a transcript of the gene arl14, whose product is annotated as ADP-ribosylation factor-like 14. Gene Ontology annotation, molecular function: GTPase activity; GTP binding. The record is from RefSeq and is a predicted model, not a curated record. Lineage: Eukaryota; Metazoa; Chordata; Actinopteri; Cichliformes; Cichlidae.